Andrographis paniculata is the source of this 1258-nucleotide messenger RNA. Its product is annotated as caffeoylshikimate esterase-like. Gene Ontology annotation, cellular component: membrane. Gene Ontology annotation, molecular function: lipase activity. The record is from RefSeq and is a predicted model, not a curated record. The transcript has 6 exons. Lineage: Eukaryota; Viridiplantae; Streptophyta; Magnoliopsida; Lamiales; Acanthaceae. Bases 167 to 1123 code for a protein of 318 amino acids.
CUUAUUCGUCGUCUUCUUCUUCUUCUUCUUUCCUCUUUCCCUUUUGGUUUCAAUAAAUACAUAACCCUUUCUUCUCUUCUCUUAUCUUAUACCACCACCACUUCAAUCUCUCUCUCUCUCUCAGUUUCAAUUUCAUAUUCACCAAUCUCAAAUAAUCUCAGAUCUCAUGGAGAACGAUCACAGUGAGAAUUACGAGGAGGAGUACAUAGUGAAUUCAAGAGGCGUGAAGCUCUUCACGUGCCGGUGGUCGCCGGCGAGCGGCGAGGCGAAAGCAUUGGUGUUCUUAUGCCAUGGCUAUGCUAUGGAGUGCAGCAUCUCUAUGAGGGGAUGCGCUAAUAGGCUCGUCAAGGCCGGCUAUGAGGUCCAUGGCAUAGACUGUGAGGGCCACGGCAAGUCCCAGGGCCUCCUUGGAUUAAUCUCUGAUUUUGAUCAUCUUGUCGAUGAUCUUUCCGACCACUUCACCAAUAUUUCCGAGAAAAGAGAAAAUAGAAAUAAAAUGAGAAUAUUAAUGGGAGAGUCGAUGGGCGGAGCGACGAUUCUCCGCCUCCACCGCAAGAAGCCCGAAUAUUGGGACGGUGCCGUACUGAUCGCUCCCAUGUGUAAGAUUGCCGAUGAAGUGAAACCAAGCCCAUUGGUUAUAAGAGUGUUGACUGUGCUGUCCGGAAUUAUACCUACGUGGAAAAUUACUCCAACUCCGGACAUUAUUGACAUUGCCUUUCGAGACCCACAAGUGAGAAAAGAGGUUAGAUCGAAUCCGUACACGUACAAGGGGCGGCCACGUCUGCAGACAGGGUACCAGCUGCUAAUGGUCAGCACGGAAUUGGAAGGCCGCCUUGACGAGGUGGCGUUGCCGUUCAUAGUCCUCCACGGAGAAGACGACAAAGUGACGGACCCGUCGGUGAGCAAACUGCUGUACGAGUCAGCACGCGCCGCCGACAAGACGAUGAAGCUGUAUCCGGGAAUGUGGCAUUCCCUCUCGUACGGAGAGCUGCCGGAAAACCUGGACCUGGUGUUCGCCGACGUCGUGGCGUGGCUGGACCACAGAUUCCUCGCUAAGCUCGAACAACAGCAGAAGCUCGCUAAUGAUCACAAUGCACUUGACUCUCACCUCACCAAAUACUAAUACAAAUACUAUAUUCAUUUUCAUUUUUAUAGUUUGUGUGUGAAUAAGCCAACUUUUUUUUUUUUUUUUUUGUUUUUUUUUUAAAUAAUGCUUAUGAUGAAAGUUUAAAGGCGUGAAAUUUAAAAAUUUUGUGUA